CUCCGCGGCGCGCGGCACAUCGGUGUGACACCGCUCGUACCUGAGGACUGAAAGUACCUGUGGAUCCUCGCCUGUCAGCAGCACCAUGGGGAUCUCUGCGUCCAGCCUGCUGGAUGAAGCCAAAUCCAACUACAUCAGAGAUCAGGUUGAAGCUGAGCUGAGGGAGUUCGGUCCGUACUACAGGAAGCAGUUCUCCGUGGCCUGGUUCAACAAGGUGGAGGAUGACCUGGAACAGAACAAGCAGAAGAUCACACAGCUGCUCAAACAGAGGGCAGCUCCUGAGGACAGUAAGGUUCUGUAUGAAGAGGGCAUCCUUUACUUUGAUGACUCCAGGAAAUGGAAGGAAAGAUACGUGGUGGUGAGAGCCAACUACUCCCUGGAGUGUCAUGACAGCCUGGAGUCUUUUCUUAAAGGGGCUCCUCCCUGCCACAAGCUCCUGCCAACAGGAGGCACCGUUCUGACCACAGAGGAGAUGUACAUGGCCAUGGUGGACAAAUGUUUUCCUGGCGACAGCAAUGUGAAGGAGGAUUUCGCACCGCCUCUGUCGGGGAUGCCGGGUCAAUUCCCCGUCUACCUCCGUCUCCCCUACAGGCGGGACUCGUACUUUUGCUUCCGGCAGCAGGCCAAACAGGCCACCUUCAUCUCCAUCCUGUCAGACUGCAUCAGACACCAGAACCAAGAUUUCCUGAAGAAGAAGACGUGUGAAGUUCAGGCCUUCCUCAAAGCCAUCCAGCUCUACAGACAGGACAAAGACAAAUACGAGGCGUGGGACAUGCUAAUAGGAAGCGACGUCAGGGUGAUGGCCAAUCAGGUGAUGGAGCAGCUGCUGCCGUCUCUGGAGAAGGACAUGCUGCCUCGCCUCAAAGCCAAGAAGAGUGAGAAGAAGAGAGUUUGGUUUGUUACACUGGAGGCUGCAUACAUUCUGGUCCAGGAGCAUUUGCUGGAGAAGCUUUCAGAAAUGAAGGAGGAGUGUCGGGUGUCGGUCCGGAAGCAGGAGGUGCUGAUCCACUCUGACAUGGACCAGAUCCUGAACUCCAGAAGGCAGCUGGAGGAGAAAAUCAGAGCCAAAGUCUCCGAACCAGCAGAGAAGCUGUGCUCCGAGUCCAUCCAGCCGUACCUGGGCUCAGUCCUGGAGGAGCUGAUGAAACCGAUCAGCUUAGGCUUCCUGGAAGGGCGGCAGCUGAUGGAGACCAUGAUGGACCAGGUGUGUCGGAACGCCCUGGAGUGUGAGGCUGAUGAACAGAUCAAGAAGGCUCUGAACAGCAUGUCGAGACCAAACCUGGUGAACUGCUACCUGAAGAUCGCCUCGCUGGAGGACGCGCUGCACCAGCUGAAGGAGAGAUUUGGCUUCUCCAACGUCAAAGGGAUGAUACAGAGCGCUCAGAUCGACUUGCAGCAGCUGAUGCAGAAUGCAGCUUACACUUUUGAGCUGCUGCUCAACGAUGUCGUUAAGGGACACUCCAAUGACGCCGGCACCACCGUCGAAAAGGCCAAACACAGAGUCCUCAAGCAAUUCGACUAUGACAGCAGCACAGUGAGGCAGAGGAUCUUCCAGGACGCUCUGGUUUCCAUUACGCUGCCCGUCAUCAAGAGAAACCUGGCGCCCACCUGCAAAGAAGAGCUUCAGGGUCUUGAACAAACCAUCUACUCCGACUAUGCUGACUUCGUUCACGUAGAGAACGUCUACGAGAAAAUCCUCCUGCAGAUCCUGGACGCGGAGGCCUCCAAAGUGGUGAAGGAGGCGGUCGACCUCAAGAAGCACAACCUGCUCACAGAGAGCGACCUGGCCAGGCAGUUCAGCCGCUCCAGCCUCUCCUCCAGCCCCUCCUCCACCCCCAACAGCCCCGAACUGACACAGUCCUCCGGCAAACAGGCCACGCCUCCGUCUCCUCUGGCGGUCAACGGUUUGCCUCCCAGCCCACAGAAAAAAGUGCAGCAGGAGGUGCUGCUCAGGGAAGCAGCUCAGGCUCCAUCAGAGAAGGUGGAGCUGACCAAAGAGCUGGCUGCUGGUCAGGAGAAGGAGGCGGAGUCACUCACAAAAGAUGGGAAAACUGAUGAACUUCAAACUUCCACCUCAGUAGAAACUCCUCAAACUGAGACUCAAAAUCUGAAGGCAGAGAUUUCUGCUCCAACCAAAGACCCUCCAACAGCAGCUGAGCAAGAAAACCACGACUGUCAAGAGCCCAAACUCCUGCCAGCAGCUAGUGAUGAGACAAUGACCCAAAGAGAGAGCUCAAACGCUAAGUUAGAGGCGCCGCCUAGUGGUACAGCUGCAGAAGACGUUGCUCUCCAACUGCAAGUGGAAAAAUCCGAAUCGGGUGCCAUCUCAGACCCAAAUUCUCUGGACGUGUCUGUUGGAAGUGAGUCGACCCGGUCCGAUCCAGAGUCCACCGACGACGUCUCAACCACCUCCGACACCUUGGAGGCGACUGACCCACACGCCAAAGCUGAAGCAGAAGUCGCUCCCUCCCAAACGCCGGAGGAAGAGGUGAGCGGGGACGUGGAAGUGAAGGACAGCAGUGAAACCAGCGCCGACGUGAAAGCCACAACGACCUCUGACCUCUCUGAGGUCGCUGAGCCGCCGGCUCCAUCUCAAGCAGAGGUGAGCGUCGUUUCUGAAAACAUCAUAAAAGUGGAUGAUACAUCCCCAACCGACGCCAAGGCGCCGGCGCUGGACAGCGUCAAAGAGAUCCGCAACCUGGUGAUGGAGGUGAUUGAGGUGGAGCAGCCUGUGCAUCUUUACCCAAAUCCAUCCGCCCAGGAAGAGUGACAGGAACCACAAGAGCUUCUUACAACAUUAAAAAAAAAUAUGCAUGAAAAAAAGUAACUAAUUUAUACACCAGCAUAUAUAAAGCAUUUCUGCUCCUCUCUGUCACACUUUUAACAAACAUAACUGCUUUUAUUUUUUUUCUUCUGGAUGUUCCUGACAACACAGAUGAAGAACGUUGUCUUUUUUAAAAUUACUCCUGAAGUUUGACUCUUGAUUUACUCUGUCGAGGACAAAGACUGUAAGGAUGACGAGUUUCGACAAAGUUGGAAUAACAAGCCAGUUUAUUAUUUUUUUAAUAAGAUAAUUGAUCCCGGUGUGGGAAAGAAUGUUGUUUGAACCUAAAAAGGUGCAUGAAACCUUCAAGAUGUAUAUGUGUUCAAAGGAAAACGUUCAGUGCAAGAAAUCCACGCCAACUUUUAUGAAGAGAAAAUAAACUCACUGGAUUUUUGAUCUGUAGCUCAUUCAAAUACAUUUUUUGUACUUGUAAUUGUGUAUUCACACGUACACUUGAAUAUUAAAAAUGUACAAAUAUAAAUUAUUAAACAAUUUGCGGACGCACAACUUGAAAUUACGGCAGCAGAAAACUAACAAUGAAUGUUGCUAAACAUACAAAUCUUUUAAUAGUACGCACUAAUCGCCUGAUAUAAACAUGAAAAAACGUAUUUAUGAACAGAUCAGUGCUACGAGUGUACGAUGGGGUCAUCAGAGUUUUCUUAUCAGCCACUUUGAACUUAUGAAUAUCUACUUAAACUUGACAUUUUGCCACUUUUGUAAACAAACCAACCCUGAUAAUUAAAUUUAGAAAAUCAUGGCCAUGUUUUGUCAUGUUCGGUUUUCCCGGUCACUCUUACUACAUUCAAGGUUAAUCAUUCACAGCUGUCUUCAAUUAGUUAAUCAGCCUCAGUGUAUUUUAGUGUCUGGUUUUCAGUUCAUCUGCUUUGUUCUGUUACUAUUCUGCUCUCUGUGGGUUUUUCUCAUGAUUUGGUUAAUUGAUUAAAUGUUUUAAGUUCCUGUCACUAAGCCUGAUCUCCAGCGUUUGAGUCCCUCAUCCGCCAUUCCUGACAUGUUUGAAGAUCAGAGCUCCAGGAAGAGCUUCAUGUUGGAGGCACUGCCGAAAACUUAUAAACAAAAAAGUGCUUUAAAAAAGAAAAAAAAAAAAAUCUUAAUUAUUGGGGUAUAUUUGUUUAAAACAGUAGAAAAAUGUCAAGUUUUUACAAGAUAUUUUUCCCAAUAUAAUUUCAAAGUCUGAUAACAAAACUCCAAUGACCCAGCUUUCUAGCAGCAUUUAAAUGCAUCGGUUACACAUAAAAGGAGACCCACAUCCCAUCAUGCACUUGUAACUAAUCUGUGUGUAAAUGUGGUUAUGUCUGUGUAUUAAACGAUUGGUGCUUACUAUUUACACAUUUGUAUGAGUAAUUAGUAGUAGCAAUUAAAGUUGUACCUGCGUUAAUUUUAUUUCAUAUUUGUACGUUUUCAUAUUCGAGUGUACAUGUAAAUAACAAUUGGAAGUACACACAGUAAAUGCAUUUUAUGAGUUACGAAUAAAAAAUCAUGAACACACAAAUCUAAAGUCACACACAAACAGGUGGACACAAGAAUGACUCUCACACAAAUCCAGUGAGUCUAUUUUCUCUACAUACUUAGAAAUGUGUCCUGCAGCUUUAUUAAAGCAGCUCAAUGCGUAUGUUAACUAUUUAAAGGUCAACCUGCUACACAGGAGGUCGGGACAACGUCUACACAACCAUAGCAGCCUAAAACACAAAAAUGCCACAUCAGCAGGAAACCUGACCAAUACAUGCUUUACUCUGAUAUAUGAUUACAUUAAAAACAAAUAGAAACUUUUAUCAUUCAUAGCUGAAAUCAUUUUUCAACAUUUGGUGAAAUUUUUAAAGCUGUGUGUUUUACAACAAAACUUUUUUUUUUUAAAACUUUUGAUGAUCACCACUACAGCUUUAUUAUUCUAAAGACCUCUAAAUUCCUAUUGUUUAUCAAAACAUAAAAAAUGCAACAUUAUUAUUAUUUUUUUUAAGUUGUCAGAGUUCAGCAUAGAAAGAAAAUGCAUGAAAGGCUGAGUUCCUUUGUUGGAUUACCUUCACUUUGCCUCCACGUGCCUUUCAUCUCACAGCAAAGGAAUCCGGCCUUCUGCAGAGGGAUGCGGUCGUCAUAGCAACACCUCACUUAAACAAGUGCCUUUCAGUUAUCCAGUCUUUCUCAAGUGUUUCACAUUGAUUUAUGGAAGCUUUGUGGAAAUAAUAAAAUUAACAAAUAAAAUUUCAUAAAAUUUAAA
Oryzias melastigma (Indian medaka) is the source of this 5057-nucleotide messenger RNA. It is a transcript of the gene niban1a, whose product is annotated as niban apoptosis regulator 1a. Lineage: Eukaryota; Metazoa; Chordata; Actinopteri; Beloniformes; Adrianichthyidae. Bases 86 to 2770 code for a protein of 894 amino acids. The transcript is spliced from 14 exons. The record is from RefSeq and is a predicted model, not a curated record.